Messenger RNA from Coccinella septempunctata (seven-spotted ladybird), 590 nucleotides. RefSeq lists its product as uncharacterized. Gene Ontology annotation, molecular function: olfactory receptor activity; odorant binding. The record is from RefSeq and is a predicted model, not a curated record. Lineage: Eukaryota; Metazoa; Arthropoda; Insecta; Coleoptera; Coccinellidae. The transcript is spliced from 5 exons. Gene Ontology annotation, cellular component: plasma membrane. Bases 83 to 466 code for a protein of 127 amino acids. Gene Ontology annotation, biological process: detection of chemical stimulus involved in sensory perception of smell; sensory perception of smell.
UCCCACAAACGCUGAUCUAGUGAAUAAAAGACUCAAGUAUGCUGUGAAGAAAUAUGUAGAGAUCACCGGAACUGUGGACGCCAUGAAUUCAACUAUAGGAUUCAUACUUUCUCCUCUGCAGCUCAUCAUUCUACUUGGUCUUCUAGUGUUUCUGGAGUUCCGUGUAGUUUUGGAAGGGAAUAUGGAAUCUGUACUAUUAUUGAUUUUUUGGGGUGCAUUCGUUUUCACCAUCUGUUGGAAAGGGCAGUGUCUCGAGGAUGCGAGUUUAUCACUAGAAACAGAGGUUUAUGAGUUUCCUUGGUAUGAUUUGGAUAAAUCUUCUAGGAGCCUCUUCAAGAUAUUUUUCAAACAAGUUCAAAAAACAAUGAAGCUUAAAUCUCCCCCUUUCAUCGUUUUGAAUAUGCAAUACUAUCAUGAGGUCAUGAAAGGAACUUACUCAUUUUUGAUGUAUCUGAGACGAUUCUGAACCAAAACACAUCACAAUAAUUACAAAACACAUGAAUAUAAUGUAAAAUGAAAUAUUUUGGCAUGCACGCUUGUUGAGUCUGAAUAUGAGGAAAUAUCUGUAACUUUCAAAAAUAAAAUCAAUC